CGCACAAUCGACCGGAAACGCGCGGGGGUCAGGCUCGAGACGUUUGAUAUAAAAAAUACGCGUGAGAGCAGCAGAAAGAGUACAAGAGAGCUGAAUUCGAUGUGACUUUUGAACAGACCCAAACGCAAAAAGACACGUUGGGUGUGUGCGUGCGUGCCCGCGCGUCUCCUCCAGCAUCCGACAAGGGGAAAGAGAGAGAGAGUGAGAGAGAAACAGAGCGAGAGAGAGCAGCACCAGCAGUCUGACAAAGCUGCACUCCCUCAAAGUUUGACAUCUCCAGCGGCUACAGAAAGAGUUGUGCUCCGCCGCGGCCAUGGAGCCUCGGAAACGCACUGGUUUUGUACUGGUUGGAGUUUACCUGUGGGCAACAUUCUGCUGUCAAGUUUGUCAUGGUGGAGUGUACCAGAGAAAGCUGUAUCGUGAUCUGAUGGUAAACUACAAUCGACUUGAGAGACCAGUCCAAAACGACUCUGCACCCAUUGUGGUCGAACUCGGCCUCACUUUGCUACAGAUUAUUGAUGUGGAUGAAAAGAACCAAGUGUUGAUCACAAAUGCCUGGCUGCAGCUGCAUUGGACAGACAUUUACCUCUCAUGGAACCCAGACAGCUACCCUGGGGUUCAGAAUCUCCGUUUCCCUUCAAAUCUAGUGUGGGUCCCAGAUAUUCUUCUCUACAACAGUGCUGAUGAGAGGUUUGAUGCCACGUUCCAUACAAAUGUGCUGGUCAAUGCUUCAGGAGCCUGUCAGUACAUUCCACCAGGUAUCUUGAAGAGUACCUGCUACAUCGACGUUCGGUGGUUCCCGUUUGAUAUUCAGAAGUGUGACCUGAAAUUUGGUUCCUGGACCCACAAUGGUUGGUUGCUGGAUCUCCAGAUGAUGGAAGUCGAUGUCUCUACAUAUAUACCCAAUGGGGAGUGGGACCUUGUUGGUGUACCAGCAAAGCGUAAUGAGCUGUAUUAUGACUGCUGCAAGGAGCCCUACCCCGAUGUGACGUUCACAGUCACUAUGCGCCGCAGGACUCUUUAUUAUGGCUUAAACCUGCUCAUCCCCUGUGUGCUCAUCUCUGGUCUGGCACUGUUGGUCUUUCUGCUCCCUGCUGACUCUGGAGAAAAGAUCUCACUGGGCAUAACGGUACUGCUGUCUCUGACAGUGUUCAUGUUACUGGUAGCAGAGAUCAUGCCUGCCACUUCAGACUCAGUUCCUCUAAUUGCUCAGUAUUUUGCUAGCACCAUGAUGAUUGUGGGAUUGUCGGUGGUGGUAACUGUUCUGGUUCUGCAAUUCCACCACCAUGACCCCCACGGAGGAAAAAUGCCUAAAUGGGUCCGAGUCUUUCUUCUCAACUGGUGCGCUUGGUUCCUCCGUAUGAAGAAGCCUGGAGAGGAAAGCAAAACUCCAGUGAGCUCAAGCAGUCCUCCAACUUAUAAGUACUCCCAUUCUCCUGCUCACCACACUAGCACCACCAGCAUUCAGAUGAGCACCAUACCAGGGCAGCCAUCCACUCAGGCAACAACAACCAAUGGAAACAUGAACCUAUACUUUAGCUACCACUCAAUGGGCACAGACAACCCUGUGUUUCCACCUAGUGUUGAUUCAGGUGUGAUUGUGUGCGGUGGUGGAAGUGGAGGUGGAGGGAAUCAUCAUAACGGUACCUCCCAGCUUGACAUCCACUCAGACCAGACACGGACUUUGCUUUUGGAGCAGAUUCCCGAAAUUUGCCGGAUUUUGGAAGAAGUGCAGUACAUUGCGAAUCGCUUCAGAGAGCAGGACGAGGGGGAGGCAAUCUGCAGCGAGUGGAAAUUUGCAGCUGCAGUCGUGGACCGGUUAUGCCUGGUGGCCUUCUCGCUGUUCUCCAUCAUCUGCACCUUCACCAUUCUCAUGUCAGCUCCCAAUUUCAUUGAAGCUGUGUCAAAAGACUUUACGUAAGGCUGCUCUCUACCAUCACUGACAGAUAAAAACUAACAGUAGAAAUUCUGACACAAUUAGACCUGCACCACACAAGCCUCUCUUGUACUUUUAUGUGAAGACACACAAGCUCAAGUUAAUUUAGAAUUGAUAUCACCAUAGAUCAGUACCCAGCCUUUACCCCUCUCAUUACACGUUUGUUGGUAUAUAGCUGGGGUAAUGUGUUUCUUCCCUGUCAAGGUUGCUCUUUAGCUUACAACAUACAUACAGGUACAUAGGACGUUGAAGCAACAUGUAGUAGUUAAUGAUGUAGAAAGUCAGACUAAUGCACUUUUCUUCUGUAUCCCUGCUGCACCACAUCAUUUACUUGCCACCAUUUGAGUGUCACGUCUCAUCAGAAUUCACUCUUUCCCUUACAGCUUUUCUUUUCUCUUAAUUUUAGAAUUUACACAUCCUGUCUUCACUCCAUUUUCUAGAGAUGUCUUACCUAAACAACUUCAGCAGUUACAUAUAUAGUACGGUGUUUUACAGGUGUAUUCUUGUAAUGCAUUUUUUCUUUGUAUUUUAUAAAUAAAUCCACAUUUUACAGUGCAAUCUGGUUAAGCUGAAAUUGAUUUUUUAAUGAGUUAGCAAAUUCACUGAGAUCUACUGAAAUUAUACAUUUCACUAAUCUGAGGUGUGAAACUACUGAGUAUUUUCAUUUUAGAUAAAUAUACCAUUUUUCCUUCGCUAACUGAAAUUUGAUUUAAAAUUUCAAUUCAACUCAAUUUUAUUUAUAUAGUGGUCCCCUCAAGGUGAAAAUGCCCAUUAUAAUUUCCCACAGCCUGACUUACAACUGUAUCUGAUUCAUUACAACAAAGAAAGCCAAAUAAUUUCUUUAUACCUUCAUUGUUACUCUUCCUUUUACAAAUGGAGCUAUUAGUCUAAUAAAUAUUACAGUUUUUCUCGAUUGCUUAAACACUUUUCUUGAAACUAUGACUCGUAUUCUCAAAACAGUAAACACAAAUCCAUAACGUCUCACCCAAUUUCCCAAACACUGUAUUUUCAGGUCAAAAUUAAGCUCUACACUCAAAACCAUUCACUCUUGCUGAAAAAACAAACUUUGCCCACAGACAUCACACACAAGGCCUCAAAAACACACACACUACAACAUAGUCUUACACAUUGGUGCAAUAAAUUUAAAACAAUAUUUCAAAAACUGGCAAGUUAUGUUGCUUGUGGUUCUUCCCCUCAAAAACCUUUUCACAUCAUGAACACAAAAGAUCCAAUGUACAUACAGUGGCACAUUUUUAUUCAUGUACCAUACAGUACAACACACAUCAAAAACAUUAUUCCACCUCAGCAUCCUGUCUGUGGUCUGGGUCAGGCCCGGGAAUCUCAUCCACAUCACAGGCUAUAUUGGCCCUGGCCAGGCAGCGGGGGUAAAAUCCUCUUGCAUGCCUGAUCCACCACUGGCAUGCAUCUACUGAUAUGUAUAGGCAGGCUUCUUCCACGACCCGGAGGAGGUGAACACGGACAUAAGGUUCUCUGUCAUACACUUUCUACCGCCACGCCGAAAAUAACUCCUCUAUUGGGUUUAGAAAGGGAGAGUAUGCAGGCAGAAAGAUGUUAGAAAACCUUGGGUUAUUGGUAAACCAGUCAUGAACCAGAGCAGUGUGAUGGAAGCUGACAUUACACCAAACAACAGCAUAGUGAGGCUGCUCUGGCUGUGCUGGUUCACUGUAGUCCCGCUGGAACAUAUGUUGUCUUAGACCAUCAAGAAAAGCAAGGAGAAGCAUAGUUUUAUAGGGUCCUAGAAUGGCAUGGCGGUGGAGUACCCCUCGUUGGCUGAUGGCUGCGCACAGAGUGACAUUCCCUCCACGCUGACCAGGGACAUUUACAAUAGCCCAAUGGCCAAUUAUGUUCCUCCACCUCCUCCUUGGUGUCCUAGACCUCCUUUUCCUCCUCAACCUCUUCCUUUGCAUCUCUUUGAAUCCAUUGUUUCAAACCUGAAUGAGUUUCUGAUUGAUGUGUGAUAAAUUUUGACUUGUAGUGUUUCCACUUGGUUAAUUGUGUGCUAAUUGAGCUCAAGCUGUGCUGACUUAAGUUAACAUUAUUGAAAGCAAGUGCUUUCUAAAUGGCCACAUGGUGUAAGCACUGAAAAAUGUAGGGAUUUGUGUGUAGAGUUUUACAGUAACAGUUCACCACAUCUGACUCAUGUGUUAAAGCAGGGGAAUAGUGUUUAUAGUUCAGGGAAACGGGUGUGGUUUUUGAAAAAUAGCAUUAUGGUUUUGAAAUUUUAGUUCAAAAGAUUGGUUAUAGUGUUUAAGCAAUCGAGAAAAACUGCAAUAUAUUGCCUGCUCUUUAUAAGGUUUAUUUACAGCAGACAGAAGAACGCAGAAUACGUAGGCACCAAAAUGUUAAUAUACCUCUGCUAACCCUGCCUUACAGGUCAAAUCUUACCAAUCUCUGCUUCUCCACAGCAACCCAGUCUGUCAGUGGCAGUUCAUUUAAACUAUAGGAAUGAUUUACCAGACACUGGAAAAAUACUCAGUCAACAUUACUGUUUUGAAAUGACAUUAAAGCGACAAAUUAACACUACCGGAACUUUUCUGUGACUGAAAACCUAAUGGUUUGGCUCUUUUCAGGCCAGUUUAUUAAAGUGUCACUUUAUUACAUCCAUCUCUUGUGUUAAUACAGUAUAGUUUUGUUAGCAUAUGAUGCACUAUUUGUAAAUCACUCACACUCAUUUACAGUGCAAUUUUUCCUUGGGUAGUAAUUCAUCUUUGUUUAUUUGUGUGAGCUAGACAUGUUUUUGUAUUCUCACACAGAAACUCACAAUACAGAAAGAGAAUAUUUUGAAAUCUAUUCUGAGAUGUGCAUUUGGUACUGUUUUGUAGUGGUGAGUGCUUUGUAUUUUACUCUCUAAUGCUCAGUGAAAGGCAGACACUUUUCUUCCCUAAUCUCUAGUGACAACAUGUAACAAGGAUUACUGGGUGACUUGAUGCAACAGAUUUUUGUUCAACUUUGUCUCUUUUCGCCCCCUGACUGUCCUCUGAUUCUAGGGGGCAAAAGACAUGAGUGAAUUCCCAUUUUAAAAACCCACAUAAAUUCACAGCCUUUUCCCACCAAGCUAUUGGAUAUUUUAAAUGGUGUUAAGUGGAGAAACGAAAGAAGAAUGAAGCAACACCAUACAGUAUACCACACAGCGAUUGCAGAAAUAGUCACUGAAAUGGAAUUCAUGCUGUUACAGUUAAUCAAUGCACCACGUACAGACAAACAGCUGCCAACUGCUGUCGACCUUUUAUGCCACUAAAGCACUGUAAACAGUUUGUUAUAUCCAGUCAUAAUAGACAUGAAGCAAAAGGUGAAGCCAAUGAAAUGUACAAUGUUGCUUUAUUGCCAAUUCUUUUGUGCGAACUUAAGCUGCAUUCAAAAAUCUACUUUUCUGUGACCAGGGAUUUGAUGUUUUUACUUGCUUUAAAGGUCACAAAUAUGCUUUUAAAAAUACCAAGGAGUAGUCUUAUAAUCUUUAAAUGAACAGGCAGACAUUUGUUUCAAACAGAUCAAAAGAUGAAUACCACUUUCACAUCUGUGUAAUAAAGGAGCUAUAGUCAGUGCUCUGGAGUUAUCCUAAGCUACCUACAUGCUGAUGGUAACUUACUUGACUGACAUAUUUCUGUCUAACUCAGAGAAACAAAUCAAUUUUUUACCAAGUUGAACAAUUCUAUUAAAUAUUGGUCAGUGUUCUAAUUGUGCACGGUCCUAGCAUAUUCCAAAUUGUACAGUAUGUGCUUAAAUAUGAAUCCAAUCAUAGAUGAUCUGAUAACAAAACAUUUAUUGGAAAUGCCUGUAAAUGUCCAUUUGGGAAGGUGUCACAAAUGUGCUCCAUCUCACCUACCAACAUGUUGGAACAUACAGAUGCAAUAGUUCAUAUGAGGCAUGAAUUGAAAAGUUUGUGCAUUUGAAGAAAUAAAACCAUGUCAGGAAUUGUUUAAUGUAAAAGACAAUGCAAUUUACAAUUCAAUAUAUUGAAGUUCACCCACACACAAAAGGCUCGAAUUGCAGUUUUUUAAAGGUUUAAUUCUGCUGAAUGAUUUUGAAAAGUAUAGCUAAAAAUGAGGAUGUGGCAGUUUACUUUUUGCAAUGCUUUUGAAUUUGUCUGUUGCUUUUAAUGGUUUUUAAACUGACAAUGUUGUAUUUUGGUCAACUUGAGUGUCUUAUUCUUUGUAGUCUGUGCCUCAGUAUCAUUCAGAGUCAUUCUACGUUGAAUAAUGUACAUAAAUGCUCAGUGUACAUGACUAUUUUGAGAAAAAUAAAGGAGUGACUA
Molecule: messenger RNA, 6209 nt
Organism: Pelmatolapia mariae (spotted tilapia)
Lineage: Eukaryota; Metazoa; Chordata; Actinopteri; Cichliformes; Cichlidae
Product: neuronal acetylcholine receptor subunit alpha-7-like
Exons: 10
Coding region: 314-1921 (535 amino acids)
Biological process (GO): regulation of membrane potential; monoatomic ion transmembrane transport; nervous system process
Cellular component (GO): neuron projection; acetylcholine-gated channel complex; plasma membrane
Molecular function (GO): acetylcholine binding; acetylcholine receptor activity; acetylcholine-gated monoatomic cation-selective channel activity
Source: RefSeq, a predicted model, not a curated record